AUGUCAGAAGAACGCAGCAAGAUCUCGCUGCGAAGCGGCAAGCGCAAGGCGAAACCCACCAUCAGCGCGCCGCGACAAAUCUCCAGUCCUAUCCUGCAAGAUGGCUCCGGCGUGGCCGCCAUCCCGGGCCCUCCUGGUGCGGCUGGUGAGCCGCCAAUGCGGCCUCGGUUAAGACCGCCGCCCAUGGCUGGCGGGAAGACAUCGGACCUCGUCAAACAGCGAUACUCGACACGAUUCAACAAUACCCCCUUGGACUUGGAUGGCCCAAUCCCUUCAGUGCCGGCACUGCCGUCAAUGGACAAAUACGAACAAAAAGAUCGACGCCCACCUCCCUCCCGAGGCGGCGCUGCUCCGGUUAUAGAUAUCAAGGCGCUGCGAGACCCCGCCCUCGUGCCAGACCAAUAUGUGGCAGCCACGCUGGGCGAUGCCACGGAUGGCCAGAUCCGAGAAUUUGAGGACUCCCUCAAGAAGCUCAAAAUCCGUGCCGCAUCCGACCUCCAACAGAAUCUAUUACAGAACCGCACGCAAUUCAUCAAGAUUAGUAAAGAGGCGGAGAAGCUCAAGGGCGAGAUGCGGACGUUACGGAACCUCAUGUCAGAACUCAAGACGAACACCACGGCGUUGCGCUCCGCCACGGCUAAAAACGACGAACCCGCCAGCAUCCCAGGCCAGGGGUCGACGCUGAGCAAGCGAGACAAGCGCAGCUCCGUGGCCGACAGAAGCGCGCUCUGGAAUUCGCAGAUGCAGGCCUUGUAUAAGAAUGUUGAAGGCUCUCAAAAAUUCCUGCCCAACUCGUCCGGCCGCCACGUCGUGCAGAACGCCGGGCCAUGGGUUGAGCUCGACAAUGCCACAUACAAGUCCCGCAGGGCGAUGCAGAUCUUCCUGCUCAACGAUCACCUGCUCAUCGCGUCGCGGAAGAAGCGCAAGAUGGACGCGCCCAACGCGGAUACGCGUGGGCCCAUGACGAAGCUCGUUGCCGACCGGUGCUGGCCGCUGCUCGACAUUGAGGUCAUUGACAUGCCGGGCGCCGGGGACUCGUCGUCUGGCGGCCGCAAUAAGCUUGCCGACGCCAUCAUGGUGCGAGGCGGCGGGCAGGAGUCAUUUAUCUACCGCACAGAAAAGGCCGACGACGACACCAAGAAGGCACUGCUGCUCAACGUGCGCAAGGCGGUGGAGGAGCUCCGCAAGGGUCUCGAGUAUGAGAUGGAGGCCAACAAUAAGGCCAAGGAGACGAUCAACUACUUUGCCUCGCGAGACCCCGGCCUGCUGCAGAAGACGGAGCUUCUCGAGACUCUGUCAGACAUUAAGGAUAUGCUAAUCGAGGUCGACGGCAAGCAGCAGAACCUGCGCUGGGUGGAGAGCCAGAUGGACGAGCUAGACAUCAACAUUGCGCUGCAGAGCUUCGAGCCUGCUGUGGCGCUGGUUGAGCAGCUCAAGAGCCUAUCAAGGGGGCUGAAGAGCAACGCGGUUGCGCAGGACUUUAUCAGCUUCAAGGUGGAGGAGCGGUGCAACCGGCUGGGGGAUAUUGUCAUUCGUGAGCUCGAGGCCACGCACAAUGAAAGGAUGAAGUCGAAGCAGAAUGUGUCGUGGCUGACGAGGCUGGGAUAUCAUGAUAGAGCGAGGGAAGCAUACUUAAAUGCGCGAAGUGACACGAUCCAUAAGCGUUCGAGGCAAUGCAUCUUCCAGGGAGACUUGCAUCUAUACAUCUGGCAGUUGUCAUAUGUCUACUUCACCAUCAUUCACAACACAGUCUUGUGCUUCCAAGCGUGCUUUCCGCCGCCGAUGAUGAGCGCGUGCGUCAAGUGGGCGAAGCAAGAAGUCGAGGCGUUCAAUGCCAUCCUGGCGAGGCAGCUCAGUAGCACGGAGCGCCGCGGCCCGGUAUGGAAGGAGUGCAUGGACAGAGCAAAGGAGCACGCCAAGAAGCUGUCUGCCGUAGGACUUGACUUUCAAGACCUUGUCGGCCGAGAUGUGUCCUAUGAAGCGUCGGCAUCGCCUACUGGGCUAGGGUUAACGUCAAAGUGA
Messenger RNA from Cordyceps fumosorosea ARSEF 2679, 2022 nucleotides. Its product is annotated as exocyst complex component EXO84. The record is from RefSeq and is a predicted model, not a curated record. Gene Ontology annotation, biological process: exocytosis; intracellular protein localization; Golgi to plasma membrane transport. The transcript is spliced from 3 exons. NCBI's taxonomy places the organism in Eukaryota, Fungi, Ascomycota, Sordariomycetes, Hypocreales, Cordycipitaceae. Gene Ontology annotation, cellular component: exocyst. The coding region runs from base 1 to 2022 and encodes 673 amino acids.